Messenger RNA from Sinocyclocheilus rhinocerous, 1459 nucleotides. RefSeq lists its product as uncharacterized. The record is from RefSeq and is a predicted model, not a curated record. Lineage: Eukaryota; Metazoa; Chordata; Actinopteri; Cypriniformes; Cyprinidae. Bases 61 to 1323 code for a protein of 420 amino acids. The transcript is spliced from 10 exons.
CGUAUCGGCUGGUUUCUCGCACACGGUUUUUGCCAGUUGGACUAAAGAAAAAAGAAUAGAAUGGCAACUUGCAAGAUCCUAUUUUUUAUCCUUCUGCACUGUGUAUCUUGUGGGAAAUGUGAUUUGUUUUAUAAGCAAGUCGGUGAUGAGGUUUCCAUGAAUUGUGGAUUAAAUACAAACAGUGAUAUAGAAUGGAAAUUUAACGACAUUCUCAUCUUUAACAUCAAAAGCAAAAGUGGAACUAAACUGAAGGGUUCUUUCCAUAUUGCAUCAAAAGCAAGUACAAACGGAGAAAAUUUGAAGGUUCCCAGACUGGAGACAAGAGACUCUGGAAACUAUUUCUGCUGGCAGUCAGGGUCAGUGAAACAACACACUGUUUAUGUUGUGUCAGUCUUUGCUAAACCAGGCUCAGUGCUGGUGCAGUCUAGUGAUGCAGAGCUGCACUGUGACAUUACAGGAAACCCAAAUAAGGAAGUACAGUGGCUGAGACCCCCUAAUGGUCAAAUAUAUCAUGAAAAAAAUCAAGCAAUUCACCUGAAGUCUGUGACUUCAAAAGAUGCAGGCCAGUGGACGUGUCAAGUCAAGGAUGACUUGAAGCUCAGUGUAACAUUGAUUGUUGUUGCAGGUCUCCAGACCACAGCUGUUAAUGUUUCUGAAGGGGACGACACAGAGCUGCCCUGUUCUCUUCCUCAGAGUGUAUCUCAGCGUCUUGUGGGUGGGAAAUGGAAGGCUGACCACCUUCCCAAAGUCUCUUUCCCAACCCUGAAGAACACAGAAAACAAAGGCUUACACUGGAAUGGGAAGGAUUCAGAAAAAGUCAACUUUACUACUAAGCAACUCAGCACCAACUUUGAUGUCACGUUGAAAAAUGUGCAGCAUAGCGAUGCAGGGAGGUUUGUGUGUACAGUGGAGUUUGAGGGUGGAGCGAGUCUAAGUGUCGAGACGACUUUGAGGGUUGUGGCCAAACCUUCAGGUGGACAGGUGUUCACUAAAGGGAAAGGGAAAACACCUGCAUUUAAGGAAAUCUUGACCAAGGAUGUGUAUGGGCUAAAGCUGUGGAUCUGGAUUGCUGUAGGAGCCAGUUCUGUGGUUCUUAUCGGACUUAUCAUCGUGACUGUUCUUGUCCGACAAAGGAACAAACGGAUGAAGAAGAGGGUGAGGAAGCUGAGAUCCAUGCGGGAGCCACUUACAGCCAAAGACUACUGCCAAUGCAACAGAGCUGAGAAUGAAGUGGAGUUGGGACAGGGAGUGAGGCCACUUCCAGUGCCCAGACAAGAGCGCUACCCACAUACACGUACAGCAGGCCCAAACCACACCAACUGAGAGAAGCAGAGCGCAAGACCCCUAAAAAACACACCACGCUAGGCCUGUGCUUUUAAAUGUGCUUCUUGCUUAAUGAUGCCAAAUAAGACAUGCACUUUUCAAAAUUUGCUGUGGAACCAGGCUAUAAAUAUGUGGU